This is a messenger RNA of Lottia gigantea (owl limpet), 2137 nucleotides long. RefSeq lists its product as hypothetical. The transcript is spliced from 6 exons. Bases 71 to 985 code for a protein of 304 amino acids. Lineage: Eukaryota; Metazoa; Mollusca; Gastropoda; Lottiidae. The record is from RefSeq and is a predicted model, not a curated record.
CAUACGUUCAGUUGUUAACAGUUUUGUUUUAAUAUUUGAUAAGUUUCAAGUCAGUUAGAUUAAUUUCAACAUGCAACAAAGGGAAGAAACCAGUUUUCUACCAAAGGAUCCCUACCAUACACCUGGGUAUGGUGGAUUCUGCCCCCAAUUUAAAUACCAAAUUGGACAAACGUUUGGUCGAACAACUCGACGUCUGCUUCAAGACGAAGAAGUGCCAACUUCCGGUCGACUGGUGCUGUCAGAAAUCAGACGACCGAUAGAUCAAGAUAACCAAGAAGAGAUGAAGAAGGCUGAUUUGUUCAGAUCUAGGGGCAGAAGUUUGGGCGAUCAGAAACUAACAGAGAAAAUGGUCCCCGGAUACACUGGCUUCAUUCCCAAAAGCCAGCAUUAUUUUGGUAACCGAUAUGCUGUCAACUGUAGAAAUUCUAUCGCUGAUUUUGAAUUUGAUCAUCAAAAGCACGACCAAAAGCUGCGAGAACUAAAAGUUAUUGGUGAUGUACAAACUGGGAAAUUAUUACCAUCUCCCGAAUUACCCCCCAUUAAGAGUAGAUACGUAACACCAUUGAAGAGAGUAACUAUUGAACCAGUAUCAGCGAGAGUCCCGGGAACAGCUCGUUCUGUACAAGCACCUGUUUCACCCUAUCAGUUACCCAAUGAAGAUCCCAUGAAAAACUUUAUGUCAGGAUAUACAGGAUUUGUACCAAGAUCACGUGGUAUAAUUGGAAUGAGUUAUCCCAUCAUAACCCACGAAGCUUUGAACACAUUCUCCAAUGAAACCUACAGAUCUAAGAUGUUGAGUCAACAACCAGUCAACCUCCAUCAAGAAGAGCAGAAGAUUGUGAACAUGAAACAGAUCUACCCCAAAGAAACUGGUUUGGUUCCUCACUAUACUGGUCACAUUCCUGGUCAAAAAUUCCGAUAUGGUAACACAUUUGGUCAUGGAACAGAGGAUGCUUUACAUCAUGCUUUGACACAAAGUUCAUAAAUUGUUUGUUUAUUGUUGGGGAAAAUAGUUUUCAGUUUCACAAGGUCUAAAAGCAGCAAUGAUUACCACAAUAAUUUCACAAUUAACUCAAUUAGUGUUAUUUGUUGGAAAACACUUAAAACUUGCAAAGUUAAUUAGGUAGUUAUAAACAGUUUUUAAAUUUAAUUUAUGCCUUAGAGACUAAAUCAUUUAAUAUCAAUUUACAUUGAUUUUUUAUAUUUUUAUCUACAUAUAUUUAUUUCAAGAAUAUUAAUGCUCAAAUUAUAGAGGCUUAUCUGUGAUAAUUUGUUAAUAAAAAUACUGUAAUUAUAUUGUAUUGUAAAUAGCCUAAUCUUGAAAAUGCUGUUAUAAUUUCCUAAAUGUUGUUGGAAAUUAUGAUGGUACCUAAUUACUUUAACUGCUUUCGGAACUUAUUCUCUUAACACUUAACACUCUAAGAUAAAAAUCAAGAUUUAUAGAAAUCCAGUUAUCUGAUUGGAUAAUAAAAUCGAUUUUAGUGAUUGGCCAAUCAGAUAACUAGAACCCUGUAACCAUUUGAAGAUUUUGAGAUUAUUGGUAAUAAUUUAAUACCAUAGUUAACAAUCAACAGGCACUUAAAAAAUUUAAUUUAUAUAUUAAAACAAUACUUUUCAAUAUAUAAAAUUAGAUAUUGUUUCAAAUUCAAUUUUAUUUUUUCGAUCAGCAGAAUCAGUCCUGUGUCAACCACCCUCUGAUUUGUACCAAUUUCGUACCUAUUUUAAUUAGCAACUGGCAGUAUUAUGUACAUUUAUUUUGUAUUUAUUUGUAUAGAUUUAUUUUUGUAUUUAUAUUGUUAUUGUCAAAAGUGUAUUUAUUAUUGUAAAUUGUGAUCUUUCAGAACUACAAACCAUAGCUUGGGUUAAGUCACUGAAAAUCUCAUCUUUACAAUGUCAAACUAUUACAACUUCGUACUAAUAGCUUGACAGUGUGAAGAUGUAAAAAUCCCAACACUGGUUUCAAUAGAAAGGGUAUUACAUUGUAUAAUGUUGGGCCACAAUUCUAUUUUUAUGAUACUGUACAGAAAGGAUUUAAUCAAAAAGAUUUUAAUUAUAACAUAUUUAUUUUGUUAUUUUAUCUUUUUAAAUUCUUUCUGACUACUUUCGCUUUACUCAAUAAAUUUUUUUUUCAUGUAAU